AUUCCCAGAAAAGGACCUCGGUUAGAUUUUUACCAACAAUGCUACAAUGCGCCGUUUAUUUUCGUGAACAUUUUUUUUUUUUUUUGGCUGAAGGAUAAAAGUAAUGCGGAAGUAUUUCUAUAUCGUAUACCUUUUGAAAAAGCUAUUGUGCAAUGUGCGUUUAGAUGAGGCGAAGAACGUGAAACGUCAAGUAAGUUUUUGUUGUGAAUUUACGAAUCUAAUAUCAUGAAUUAACUAAAUUCAUUUCCACAGCGCAUUGUGUAGUCGCUUUAAACUUCUAACAAGUAAUGACACAUUAAAGUAUAGGGUUCAUGUUAUUGUCAACCACCAGUGCGUGAUUUUAAUACAUCGAAAUGGUUUAUAAACAAUUUCUUAAACAGUUUGAAAGAUGCGGUUGACAGACGACAAAUUUUGUGGUUGAGAAAAUAUAGGAAAGUAAGAUAAUGUAAUUUCAUUACUAAUUGUCAGCAGGCUGGUUUGGGAAAAGAUGAGCAACAUGACUUUAAAUCAACAUUAAAACAAUGAAUUAUGAUAAUUAAAUGCGUUGGUGUUAGAGUAUUGGAUGUAUAAGAUUCAGUUUGAAAGUGGACAGCAAACAGUCUCAACUUUCUAUUGUUAAGUCUCGAAUUUCUGUUGUUACCAUGGAUAUUAACAAGGUUGUUUUACUAAGUGUCGUCUGCGUUGCAGUAACUCAUAUUCAAGGUACACUGGGUUUUUGCAAUACAACGGAAACACCAUCCAUAAAUAUGUGUCAGACUGGCACACAUUCAGUGGGACCCGGCAGCUAUAUAUAUCUUGAUUCCGCAGGAGGUGCGCCCAGUUUUACCAAGGUUGAGUGUAAUUGUACACUGAGCUUCUCCGGUUCGGGAACUCUUAAAAUUGCAUACAGGUCAGAUCAAAACUUAACGGACGACUGUGGACUAGUAAACUACACAAUAGUUGAUAGAACCUGGGGCUGCAACAGUAGGAGACUCUCAACUACGCACAAAGGCAGCAACAACCUAACCUACAUUAAAGCAUUCGACAAUGUAGCCAACUGGCAGUCCUGUCUUGGAUUAAUGUCUCCCAGUCACACCAUAAGCGUACAGUGUUAUCCAUUCCGGAUUUACUACGCACCCGACGAAGUUGUGAAUGGUCAGUUCGGUGACUGGUCAAAUUCGUCUGGAUGCUCUAUGUCAUGUGGAACAGGGACUCAAACUUGGGUUAGGAGGUGUGAUGACCCAGCCCCAAGGAACAACGGGACUGAAUGUCUAGCACAAAAUGGAACAAGAACAUUAAUAGAGACCGAAGUCAGACAAUGCACCUUAGCUAACUGUCCGGUAAACGGUGAGUGGGGUCAGUGGCUGACCACGUCCCCUUGUUCUACAACGUGUGGUAAUGGUACUGAGAUUCAGACCCGAUCCUGUGAUUCCCCAGCUCCACAGAAUGGAGGUACGGCAUGCCUCGCAACGAAUGGAGAGACUGUGCUGAUCGAGACUCGUACAGUACCCUGUUUCAUUACCGCAUGUCCAGUAAAUGGUGGGUGGGGUUCAUGGUCAAAUACGUCCCCUUGUUCAGCAACGUGCGGUAAUGGUACUAGGACUCAAACCCGAAGUUGUGAUUCUCCUUCACCACAGAAUGGUGGCAAUGCUUGCCUCGCAACCGAUGGAACGAGUGUUUUAGAAGAAACUCAAACUAUACCCUGCUUCGAAACUGCGUGUCCAGUGGAUGGCGGGUAUACAGACUGGUCUGCAUGGACGGCAUGCACGAAGACCUGCGGCGGAGGAAGUCGGGGACGCUCUCGGACCUGCACGAAUCCUACGCCACAAAAUGACGGACUACCUUGUAAUGGUAGCUCGAGUCAGACCGAGGACUGUAACACGAAUACUUGUCCAGUGGACGGUGGCUGGAGCUUGUGGUCGGAUUGGGAUACUUGUUCAAAAUCUUGUGGUGGAGGCGGUUAUCAAAGUAGAAACAGAACGUGCAAUAACCCUUUUCCUCUAUUCGGAGGUCUAGAAUGUGUUGGAGACUCAAUUGACAUUCAAGCAUGUGGAAAUACGAAUUGCCCAAUAAAUGGUGGCUGGGGAUAUUGGCAGGCAUGGUCUCAAUGCUCAGAGACUUGUGGAUCUGGCAUCCAAACAAGAUACAGAUAUUGUGACAAUCCUAAUCCACAGUACGGCGGCAAUAGUUGCUUCGGAAAUUAUAAUGAAACACAAAAUUGCGAUGGAUAUAACUGCCCUGUUAAUGGUCAGUGGGGAGAUUGGUCUUCAUGGACUACUUGUUCUGUGAGUUGUGCUUCUGGAACACAUUCCAGGUAUAGAGAUUGUAACUCUCCAGUUCCUCAAAAUGGAGGACACUAUUGUAAUGGUAAUAAUUUUGAAAAUAAAACAUGUACGAAUGAACCAUGUCCAAUAAACGGCAACUGGGGACCAUGGUCGCCUUUUGGUUCAUGUUCAAGUUCUUGCGGAAGUGGUAGGGUGUCCAGAAUAAGGCUAUGUAACUCUCCAGCGCCUGGAUAUGGCGGACAGUUUUGUCCUGGUAGCAGUUCUGAAAUUUCAACAUGUCAUCAAGGAGAUUGCCCAGUCAACGGCAACUGGGGCCUGUGGUCUCCUUGGAGCAUUUGUGUAAUCACGUGUGGAUCUGGUAUCAUAUCAAGAAUAAGAGCAUGUAACAACCCUUCACCAAGUCCUGAAGGGGCUGAAUGCCCCGGCGAAUCUACUGAGGAUAAAAGCUGUGACAAGGACCCAUGUCCUAUUGACGGAGGUGUCGGUCAUUGGUCUCCUUGGAGCAUGUGUACUGCUAGUUGUGACAUAGGUGAAAGGUCAAGGUUAAGAUUUUGCGAUAGUCCUGCACCUCAAUACGGAGGAAACAACUGUUCUAAACUAUUGUCACAAACGGAUGUAUGUAAUAUAACAAGCUGUCCCGGCACGGGUACUUCACAAUCAAGCGGAAUUUCAACGCCAACAUCAACGUCAACAACGUCAACACCGUCUUCCACACCGACAGCUUCAGCGACAGAGCCGCCGGAAACCGGUGCAAUCAGAGAUAAAGAUGAAAAAUCAAAUAUCUGGGCCAUCGUCGGCGGUGUAAUUGGUGGUUUGUUGUUCCUGCUUCUUCUGCUACUUCUCAUUAUUUGUCUGUGCAGGAGAAGAAGGAGAAAGGAGGUAGACGAAAAACGUAGACCGUCAACUGGUCCGAGAUCCAUUAGGUACUUGUCGCACGGUGAUGACGUUACAGUUACCGAAAAUGAACUGUACCAUUACGACGGCGAGACUCCAAGUCACGCGACAAAUGCUUUGUUUGUGGGAGGCAUCCCUGAGACACCGAAUAGCCCGAAUUAUAUCCCCCAUUUCUCCACAGGCACCGGUGACUCAUACGCUGUUAUCGUGGAUUCCAACCGAAAAAAACCGAAAUCCAAAGAAAGGCCAAAAUUAGACACAUUCAAUUCACAAGAGGACAAAGGUAAUACUGAGGCUAAUGGCGAUGUCCGCGCUUCAGCUGAUACAGUCAAACUUGCCGACAAUUAUAAUGAAGAUAACCUUGGCAGAGGAGUUGAAAACCCUGGCUACGAUGAUAAUUAUAUAGCUCCGUAUGAUUCCGCGGAGGGUGAAACGAAACCAAAAACUAGCACUUCUUCACCGUCUCCGUACGAUUACAUUGACAAUGCGAAACUCCAAAGAGAUGACGAAGACUAUGAAAACGAAAAGUUGGCCGGAGAUUAUGCCACACUUCCUGACGAUACUGAGCAGAAUGUUGCUGAUGACACAGAAGAAAGUGAUAGAUACAAGCGGUUUAUAAGCAGUGAACCAGAAGAAUCGCCUGAUGAUGACGGAUAUAUGAAAUCCCCUAAACGUGACAAAACUUUUGAGUUUCCAGAUACAAAUUAGAUUACGCAUAUGUUCAGUAACGCUUUGCAUUUAUAACAUAAAGUGUAGACAAAAAGUCAUCAAUUUCAUCCAUCCGUCGUACACCUUUUUCAUUUUCUCGCUUAAUUGUGCGCAUAAAAUUUGAUAUGUAUAUACACUGAUUGCUCUUCCA
Molecule: messenger RNA, 4017 nt
Organism: Mercenaria mercenaria
Lineage: Eukaryota; Metazoa; Mollusca; Bivalvia; Venerida; Veneridae
Product: SCO-spondin-like
Exons: 13
Coding region: 642-3866 (1074 amino acids)
Source: RefSeq, a predicted model, not a curated record